Messenger RNA from Xiphophorus couchianus (Monterrey platyfish), 4014 nucleotides. It is a transcript of the gene nrg3b, whose product is annotated as neuregulin 3b. The record is from RefSeq and is a predicted model, not a curated record. Gene Ontology annotation, molecular function: chemorepellent activity. The transcript is spliced from 9 exons. Bases 1435 to 3792 code for a protein of 785 amino acids. NCBI's taxonomy places the organism in Eukaryota, Metazoa, Chordata, Actinopteri, Cyprinodontiformes, Poeciliidae. Gene Ontology annotation, biological process: nervous system development; animal organ development; intracellular signal transduction.
AGUGAGUUUCAGGAGGGGCCAGCCGCUGUUCGUCACUUUGGAGUAUCUAGGACCGGAUGGGUAGGAGCCCUGGUCUCUCACCGCAGCCUAAGCGAGCCUCCCCUCCUUUCAUCCUGCUUUCCUCUCUCGCUUCCUCUCCGUCUCUCUCCUUCAGUCUGCAGCCUCCGACAGCAACCGCCGCAUCAUUUUUCAGAGCAGCUGCCCCCUCCCUCUCUCUCUCUCUCUCUCUCUUUCUCUCACCCACCCCUUUCCUCGCCUCUUCUCUCUCUCUCUCUCCGUCACCCCUUCUGCUGUUCGCACCUCCGUGGGAAUGCAGAGGAGGGUAGACAACUCGCAGAAUCGUCAUUUUAAAAUAUGUUUUAUAUAUUUUUUUUCUCCCCUCUAUCAUCAAGACGGGGAACUGAGACGUGCGGGAAAUAAUCCGAUCGGGGGUGGCCAGUGCCUGGAGACUGGACCUGGAUCAGCUGGAUUUUGCCAGCAACAAACAUCACCCCCUCUUCAGUCUUCUUGCCAGAUCGCUUCAGGUCCGUUCUGAGCCGCAUCGUUUCAGAUUCGUGGCUUUCUCCCGGCUUGGAUUAUUCUAAAUAUUAUACCGUCAUCUGAAACGAGUGGUCUUACCUUUGAGAGGGGCUUUUAGGUGAAAAGUUGAGACAACCUGCAAAGACAAGUGACAACGGCACGCUUUUUUUCUCUGUAUAUAUUUAAAUAUAGAGAGUGAGAGGAACUCGUCUGACAUCUAGGAGCGAAAGAGGUUUGCUUUUUUUUUUUUUUUUUUUUUAAGGACCUCCAUGCGGCCGAUAAUCAUCCAGUGUACAGAGGAAAAGGCUGCAGCCGCGUCCUGGCUCGAUGUUGGUGUUAGUGCGCUCACAUUCACAUGGAUUUACAGCUCCAGUCUGAAGGAUCGAUAUGAAUAUUUGGGACGCCUUUUUAACACUGGAGUGAAACAUCCUCGGAUUUAUCACCGCUUCAUUUGCGCCGCACUACAGUGAAGCGCCCUUUCCCCCUCCUCCUUACCCUUCCUCCUCCUACUUGGCUCACCUGCCCAUAACCUGUAUGCUCCUGGGAAGUUGGAAUAUCAUCAUGCGUUUGUGUUCUUAUUGCGUGAGCGUUUGAAUGUGAGCGUAUGAGUGUGUGUGAGAGAGUUUGGUUACUUGUCCGCCAGAGGGAGUGUAGGUUAUGUUGCUUUUGAAUGCAUUUGAGUGCAGAGCCAGCUUUUAAUUAGAACGUGACUGUGAGUGGAUUGUGUCUGCUUGGUUUUUCCAUCUGUGCAUGUCGGUAUUCAAGCUGUAAACAUACUGUGUGUACGCUUGUAAAAUGUGCAGCAUCCCUUCUCCACCCCAUCUUCUUUACAUAUGCCUAUGUAUCAUUAGGCCACCUGUUUGACCUCCGAAACACUCUGACAGACAAAAAGAGAGAAAAAAAAGCUGUGGCAGGAUGAGUGAGCGUUCUGGUGCAAGCACUCUGGCAGCCAUGACGCUGGAGGAGCCAGGGGCUGAACAAGCAUCCCCCAGAGCCCCGGGCCCUCUGCGCUGUGGUCCGUGUGCUGUGUGGCCUCGCCAGCAGACCUGGCUGUGUGCUGUACCCCUGGUGAUGGGAUUUGUGGGAUUGGGACUCAGUCUCAUGCUGCUCAAAUGGAUUGUGGUUGGCUCUGUGCAAGAUUAUGUCCCCACAGAUCUGGUUGAUCCCAAAAGUAUCAAUGGCCAAGACCCCAUAUUUCUCUCAAAACCCAGUGCCAUGCCCAAGGGGCCUGACGUUUCCACUGCUACCACGUCUUUAGCCACAUCCACAACUGCAAUGGUUUCAACGACCACGCCGCUCGCAGCGGAUGGUACCGCCCCAGUACCAAGAACUCGAUCUGGUCCACCAGCAAACCACUCAGCAAAUGGCAGCAGCGCCAAUGGGGACAGCAACCGAGCCCCGCAUCUGCACAAUCGAGUCGGAACCCGAGUCAGUGGGACCGCAGUCACCACCGCUGCUACCCGUGCCACCCGUCUCACCCCAGCGCCCAGUGGUAAGGAGGUCACACCUCGCGGUACUGUCAAGAAGGGAAGCAGCACUUCCAAUGGACGGAACGGAGCUGCCAACUCAAAACCGGGACAGAUUCCUCCUACUAUCACCACCACCACAUCCACCACCACGACGGCGACUGCUAAGAACAACGCCAAGGUACAGCCGACCACAACUUCUCAGCCGGCAGCUCCGAUGAAGCCCACGUCCCGCUGGAAUCAUGGGCGCCAAGGGAAGGGCCCUGUCACACGCCCACACCACCGCUUCAGAACUCCUCUUGCCCCAACACCUCCAAGUGUACGUUCAGAGGUCUUUAAGUCAUGUGUGGAGGAUAAGGACCGCGCCUUUUGCCUGAAUGAUGGAGAAUGCUCCAUCAUUGAAACUGUGGCUGGGGUUCACAGACACUGCAGAUGUAAGGAGGGCUACCAUGGACUACGCUGUGACCAGUUUGUUCCCAAAUCUGACGCCAUCUUGUCUGAUCCAACGGACGAACUUGGGAUUGAGUUCAUGGAGAGUGGUGACACCUACCAGAGGCAGGUGCUGUCCAUCUUCAGCAUUGCCUCGGGGAUCUGUCUUCUCGGAGUGGCAUGCAUGGCUCUCUACCGCCGCAACAAAAGACACCGGGAAAAACUCCAGGCUCACUUCUCCGAGAGCCGCAGCUUGAGAGACUGCAGUGUCAACAGCUCUGGCCUCAUGUCCAACUCCACUCCUAGGAAUCAGUACAACCUUCAUCUUCAAAAAGGCUGCAGCUCUCACGGAUCAUCUCUUAAAGGCAACAGCUUGGCACCAGGCUCUUCCACAGUCACCCCACCUAUUCUGAGCAAAGCACUGUCGAAAGGAAAAUGCUUCAGGAGUAGUUCCCUUUCACUCAGCCCAGCCCAGCAGCGAAGAGAGGUCAACCACUUCAGGACCCCACCCAUUUCCAGAGGGAAGCACAAAAUAUCGACAAGCCUAAUAGACAGCACCAGAGUGACCGGGCAUGUCUACAAACACCUGCAGGAGGAUGAGUCAACAGACAUGGAGCCCAUAAGAAGGUGUGACUCAGCCAGCAGAAAGGUCGGCGCGCUCCUCACCAGAACCGCUCUUGCUAACACUACUGCCAGAAAAGGAUGGACCGAGGUCCCAUGCACCCGCCUGGACAAGGGAACCACUUUCCUGCCACACUCCCUGCGUGCUCGCUCUGUACCCAUCAUCCCGUCACUCCAAGCAUGUGACCCCGAGGCUGAAUCUGCUCGCACGAGUGACCGGAACCAAGCGGGGCUCCUAAAGUGGCAACCUUCGCUGUCAGGGGAGCUGGCGAAGCCCACCGGCAAUUCUCCCCCUCCUCCUGGGAACGUCUGGUUAGAGACGGACAUUUCAGCCCGCAGCAUCAACCCCCAUGUUGUCACACGUGCUCUGCUGGAAUCCGAGAAGAAUCUGGCAAAGGCUUCCUGCUCUGUUGAGUUCACAGGGGAAAUCGUGCAAGGUUUAAAGCAGAAAAGCCUCUCCAGCCAGGAGGAAAUGUACGGAUCUCACAGUGAGAGCCGUCGCGGUGGCACAAACACUCUGGAGGCGGAGGCUGAGACUGAGCCGGAGUCUGACGGGAAAGGUGUCCAAUAUUUAGCUGGAGCUGCGCACACGGGGAGUGGAACCAGUGGUGUGAAGGUGGAGGGCCAAAGAGAAGUCCAGGGACAGUGCCAAGGUCAGACAUCUCUCGCAAACAGAAGGGCAAACAGCUUCCUGGCCACCAAAGGACCCAGCUGCAGAGGAACUGGAAACACUUAUGCCAAGCCCUCUGCGAGCUGAUUGGAUUAACUUUGUAAAGCUUCAAAGACACCAUUUCUAAUAACUGGAUACCUUUGCUGGUGGCUCGGGAUGGCUAGACUGGGACCAUCUGUGUGGCCACAUGGACCAGUAACAGAUGGCGAUCAAUUCCAACGGGAGAUUAACAGAGUGAAUUGUUGAGAUAAAAAAAAAACAAAGAAAAACUUGACACAAAAGACAUGAAGCCACAAAGAGACAAACAAA